Messenger RNA from Gavialis gangeticus (Gharial), 5137 nucleotides. Its product is annotated as macrophage mannose receptor 1-like. Lineage: Eukaryota; Metazoa; Chordata; Crocodylia; Gavialidae. The transcript is spliced from 30 exons. The coding region runs from base 126 to 4463 and encodes 1445 amino acids. The record is from RefSeq and is a predicted model, not a curated record. Gene Ontology annotation, molecular function: signaling receptor activity.
UGAGGAGGGCUUGCUAAUUUGGCUCAUUGCACAAAGGGCUUUUUGAAAGGGCUUCUUGAAAGAAACUAACUACUGUUCUCCAUUCUUCUGAAGCAAAGGGGAAAAAAAGGAAUGAAACAUUUAUAAUGGCUGUCUAUCUGUUCCUUAUUUUUAUUUCCUUCAUAAGUACAUCUCUUCAACUGCCAGAUAGUGAAGUAUUUUUAAUACACAAUGAAGACAAUAAGCUCUGUGUUCAAGCUCAAAAUGGUAACUCACUUAUAACUACUAUUUGCAAUCAGAACAAUGAGUUACAAAAAUUCAGAUGGAUCUCUGAUCACCAGCUUCUGAAUAUGAAAUCAAAAUUAUGUGUGGCAGUGCCUUCCAAGAAAAACCAAGUUAUGGUCACUCUGGAUCAUUGUAACAAGACAAAUGAACUUCAACAGUGGAACUGCAGAAAUGAGAGCCGCCUUGCAAUCCAUGGAGAAGAAUUAUUCUUCAACUAUGGCAAAGGAAAAGAAGCAAGAAUUAGGUUAUCCAAAGAAUCGGGCAUUGGGAGUAUGUGGAAAAUCUAUGGAACCACUGACAGUUUGUGUUCUCAGCACUAUGAAGACAUAUUUACAUUACUAGGAAAUUCCUUUGGGGCACCCUGUGUAUUCCCUUUUAAGUACAAGAAUAAGUUGUAUGCCACAUGCAUAAAGGAUGGCUCUGAGUUUUUCUCAUUGUGUGCAACAUCUGCAAACUUUGAUGAGGACUCUUUAUACGGAUAUUGCCCAGAAAAAGACACCACUGCGGACUUUUUUUGGGUUACCAACUCUUUGACAGGCAUCCACUAUCAGAUAAACUCCGAGUCAGCUCUAACAUGGCACCAGGCAAGGAAAAGCUGUCAGCAGCAGAAUGCAGAAUUAUUAAGUAUCACAGAGUUGCAUGAACAAACAUAUGUAGCAGGGCUGGUUAGCAAGAUGAAUACUGAAAUCUGGAUUGGACUUAACAGUGUGAAUGAUGACAGUGGAUGGCAAUGGAUUGGCGGGGAUCCAUUCAGAUAUUUAAACUGGGCUCCAGGAAGUCCCUCUCCUGAGUCAGAAAAAAUCUGUGCGACACUACAGUCUAAGAAUGGUAAAUGGGCAAACCAAGCAUGCGGUCACAAAUGUGGAUACAUCUGCAAAAAGGGAAACUCAUCUUUAGAUUCCUUCAUUAUUCCCACAAAUGAUUAUAGGCCAAUUAAGUGCCCAAAGGGAUGGAUGUCUUAUGCAGGUUAUUGUUAUAUGAUUUACAGAGAACCCAAGAUAUGGAAAGAUGCUGUAUCUUCCUGUAGAAAGGAGGAAGGAGAUCUAGCAAGUAUCCAUGAUAUUGAAGAACACAGCUUUGCAAUGUCUCAGCUAGGGUAUGAGUCUACUGAUGUGCUGUGGAUUGGUUUGAAUGACCUCAAGAUUCAAAUGUAUUUUGAAUGGUGUGAUGGGACUCCUGUGACAUACGCCAAGUGGUUGCAGAGAGAACCAAGUCAUAUAAAUCAUAAGCAAGAAGACUGUGUUGUUAUGAAGGGAGAGGAUGGGUACUGGGCAGAUGAUGACUGUAAAAAGAAAUUUGGGUACAUUUGUAAACGGAAACCUCUGGCAGAAGAACCUGGGGAGGUUGAGAUUAUUGACCAAGGCUGCCAAAAGGGCUGGAAAAGACAUGGUUUUUACUGUUACUUAGUUGGACAAGUACCUGCAACAUUUUCUGAAGCCAAGCAAAUCUGUGAAAAUAACAAAGCUUUCCUAGUUACUGUGCAAGACAGAUACGAACAAGCAUUUCUGACUUCCCAUAUUGGGCAUAGACCCACAAAAUAUUUCUGGAUUGGCCUUUCAGAUGUAGAAGAACAAGGUACUUUCAAGUGGGCCAAUGGUGACAAGAUUCUGUUCACUCACUGGAAUUCAGGCAUGCCUGGGAGGGAGGCAGGUUGUGUUGUCAUGAGAACAGGAACUGCAGCUGGAUUAUGGGAAGUUUUGAGCUGUGAACAGAAAACACUGUUCCUCUGCAAGCAGUUGGUGCAGGGAGCAACUCCUCCUCCUCCACCAACAACAGCUCCUCCACUUUCAUGUCCAGAGGGAUGGGUUUCAUCCACCCAUAGUAGCUUAUGCUUCAAACUUUUUAGCAAAGAAAGAAAAUAUAAAAAGUCAUGGUUUGAAGCUAGAGAUUUUUGUAGAGCAGUAGGAGGAGAUCUGGCUGCUAUCCAUACUGAAGAAGAACAAAAUGUAGUAGUUAAAUUGCGGAAAGGAGGUUAUUCGUCUUCAUAUUACUGGAUGGGUUUUAACAACUUGGAUCCUGACAAAGGAUAUACUUGGAGUGAUGGCUCUGCAGUAAGUUAUGAAAAUUGGGCAGAAGGAGAACCCAAUAACUAUGGAGGAAAUGAAAAAUGUGGCGUAUUUUAUGGAUACAGUGACAUGGAGUGGAAUGAUGUGUUUUGUGAGAAUAUGAAUUCCUGGGCUUGUCAAAUACAAAAAGGAGAAUCUUUAAAACCAGAACCAAGUAACACAUUUGAAGAUCAAUAUAUUCUUAGUGAAGAUGGAUGGAUUUUAUAUAAUGAAAAGGAGUACUAUUUCAGCAAGGAAAAAAUGUUUAUGCAACAAGCCCGGGACUUUUGCAAGAAAAAUCACGGAGAUCUUCUUGUCAUUGAAAAUGAAAGUGAAAACAAGUUUCUGUGGAAAUAUACCUACUAUUAUGGUUUUUACGAUGACCUUUACAUUGGCUUAUAUGUGAGUCUUGAUAAAAAGUUUCGUUGGAUGGAUGGAACCCUAGUAAACUAUGUUGCCUGGGCCCCAAAUGAACCCAACUUUGCAAAUAAUGAUGAAAACUGUGUGGUCAUGUAUUUCCGUACAGGAAUGUGGAAUGAUCUCAACUGUGGAGUCAGCAAAUUCUUCAUCUGUGAAAGGCUAAACAGGACUGUUCGUUCAACAGUUGCUCCUACAUCACCUGUACCUCUGGGUGGAUGCCCUGAAAACUGGCUUUUGUUUAAUAACAAGUGUUUCAGAUUGUUUGAUAGCAUUAAAAAAGAAGCACAGUCAUGGCAUGCUGCACGGACUACAUGUAUAAAUUUAGGAGGCAAUCUGGUUACUGUAUCAAGUGCAGAACUGCAAGCCUUCCUUAUCACCCUCAUAAAGGAUGCUACAGAUGAGGUCUGGAUUGGAAUGAAUGAUAUAAAUCAUGAAUACUUGUUCCUAUGGACGGAUGGAAGUGGUGUCUCUUAUACAAACUGGGCAAAUGGUUAUCCAGAUUAUAGCUAUCAGUCUGACUGCAUCUUUAUGACAAACAAAAAUAUUGAAGAGGCAGGGAAAUGGAAAGAUUCAGACUGUCAGGCUAACAAAAGUUACAUAUGCCAGAGAAAUACAGAUCCUAAACUAUAUCACCAAACAACAGUUCCCAUACCUGGCUUUAUCCAAUAUGGUAACAGUAGCUAUUCCAUCAUAAGUUCCAAAAAGAAUUGGGAAGAAGCACACAAAAACUGCAAGGCUGAACACUCAGAACUUGCCAGCAUUUUAGAUGCCUAUACCCAAUCAUUCCUGUGGCUGGACACAUUAAAGUUUAAGGAGCCUGUGUGGAUUGGUCUCAACAGCAAUGUGACUGGUGGAUUUUACAAGUGGACUGAUAACUGGAAACUAAAGUACCAGAAAUGGGCCCCUGAGGAACCAAAAAAGAAAAUAGCCUGUGUCUAUUUAGAUGUGGAUGGUUCCUGGAAGACAGGCUCAUGUGAUGAAGAGCAUUUCUCUGUCUGUAAACGGUCUGAUGUUAUGCCCCCUCCUGAUCCACCUCAACUCCCUGGAAAAUGUCCAGCAGAGAAAAAAGGCAGAUCCUGGAUUCCUUUCCGUGGUCAUUGUUACUACAUUUAUGUCUCAUCUAAAGAAAACUGGUCUGGAGCUUCCAUGGAAUGUGUUCGACUAGGUUCCUCGUUGGCUACUAUAGAAGAUUCAGCUGAGAUGAAUUUCCUAUUUAAUCACUUGCAUGCAUUUGCAAGUGAUUCAAGCCAGUUUUGGAUAGGAAUGUACAAAAAUGUGGAUGAUGAAUGGACAUGGAUAAACAACAAAGCAGUUGAUUUUGUCAACUGGAAAGAAGGCGAGCCUUCAACUUUUUCUAGUAAAAACUGUGUUUUCAUGGAUGCUUCGGAUGGACGCUGGAGAGUCUAUUACUGCAGUUUUGACAGACAUUUUAUUUGUAAAAUGCCAAAGAUUCCUGAAUUAGAACCAACCAAGUUACCACAAAAAUCAGGAGGAGGUGAAAAAAUUGAAGCUGCACCUACACACCGAUUAAGUGGGAUGGUGGUUACUCUGGUCUUCCUUAUUCUAGUAGGAGCUGGCCUCACCAUCUAUUUUCUCUACAGAAGACACAACCAGCAACAAACUGAUACUGGUUUUGACAAUUCUCUGUAUCAAAAUAGAGUAACUGUUUCUGAUACUAAUGAGUCAAAUAAUCUUGUGGCUAACAUUGAGCAGAAUGAACAAGAUAUCCUUUAGUUAAUAAAGUAAAAAUGUGCCUGAUUUUGAUACAAACCUGGAGCACCAGAAUGCUUAAGAUAAAGCUACUUAUUCCUGUGAAAAUUGCAGGUCAUUUCACAGUCUGUGAGAUUUGUUUUAUGUACUAGCAGGAGCAAUUAUUUCUUUAGUAGUCUUGCAAGUUUCUGGAUGUACUUGCUUAAAAAUAGUUUUGUGGGAUGCCAUUGAACAAAUGCCACAAUAUAACAUCAAGUCACAUGAAUGGGUAUUCAAACAAUUCCAGUUUCUAUAAGGGAUCUACAUUGUUAUUAGUGGAAAAAAGAGCCAAGUUCAUCAUUGCAAGAAUAACUGUUACAGACUUUUCAAAGCACUCAGAAAACCAACUCUCCAGUUCUGUUGGAGUCCUGCAAAUGUCAUUCCAAAAUUGCACUUCAUGACUGCUGACAGUGCAUUUCACUUCAGCCUACUGUUGUACAAAUUCAGUUCAGAAAAACCUCAAAAUGUGUACUGAAUAUGUCCUCGUACUGGGCUUUUCUUAGUUCAGCAUUACAUCUUUGCAGUAUGUAGAUGCAGUAUGUAGUGACAUACUUCAAAGGUCUUAGCUUCAAGAAAUGUCUUUACAUAAUUUGAUUUUUAUGCAUUUUGUGACAGUUCAAUUGUGUUUGGAUUAAAAUAUUUCCUCUUUUAGAUAUGAA